AACCUCAGAUGAAGGACACAAAUCACCACAAGAUCAAAUGAAUCUCUUUCUUUUCAGUAAGGAACGAGGGAUACUAAAAUGAUGAAUCUCAUCUUGUUUAUCUUCGGUUCAUGCAUCUCAUCGGGUCUCUCCAAAAAGUUUGUCUUUGUUAAUGAACUAAAAACAUAUGAUGAUGCCCAGAGCUUCUGCAGAAAACAUCACAACGAUCUGGCCAGUAUUGAAGACUUGACAGAUCUGAAUGAUCUCCAGACUGCUGUGAGCGGGAUUACGGAACCAUCUGCUUGGAUCGGACUGAAGAAAGAAGGUCCUCCUCUCUGGUAUUGGUCCCUUUAUGACAGUGAAUUCUACAGGGAAGGAGAAGCCGAAUAUAGAAACUGGAGAACUGGAGAGCCGAAUAACCAGGGAGGGAUUGAAAACUGUGUUGUCAUCGAUGACGGGGGACAAUUCCGGGAUACUUCAUGUUCUUCCCAAAGGCAGUUCAUUUGCUAUGAUGGAAAUGUGAAUGUUAUACAGAGGUACGUGAUUAUCAAUCAACCAAUGACCUGGAACAAUGCUCAGACACACUGCAGAAAGACACACACAGAUCUGGUCAGUAUCAGGAACCUGGAGGAGAACCAACAGGUCCACGCACUAGUACCAGCAGGAGUUGUGGCCUUCAUCGGCCUCUUUAAAGAUCCUUUCAGAUGGUCAGACAACAGCCGUUCUUCAUUCAGACGCUGGUCUUUAAACGAGCCAGACAACAGUGGACCGUGUGUUGAGCACAUUUUUCAGCUAAAUGCAUGGAAAGAUCAGAACUGCAGCACAGCAAGACCGUUCAUCUGCACCAGUGUGUUGAAGAAAACGCAGAUAUUGAAAGUGAAGGUGAAAUCCAGUCUGAAUGUAAAUUAUCCUGCAAUAAUGACGACUCUCUUACAGAAGAUCCAACAGAAACUAGUAGAUCUGGGAAUGUCAACGGACGCCAAACUGGUGUGGAGAGUUCAGUCAUACGGAGCGGUCUUCCACACGGUGCAAAAUAAAAAGCAGUCUGCAUUGUCAGUGUGUUAAAGGGAUAGUUCUCCCACAAAUGGAAAUUAUUUCACCAUUUAGGCUUCUAACUUUUAUAAUAUUCCAAAAUCACACUGUAUGCCUUUAUUAGUUGAAUGAAAAAGGAGAUGUUAAGCAGAAUGUUAAUCUCAGUCACAAUUCACUUAUAUAUUCUAUUUGGUCUGUAAUAUUAAUCUUGUUCUUUAAUCUUGUUUUAAUUACACCUGAUCACUUCCACUAUCCCGUGAUUUUGCAUUAAGUAAAUAAGUACAAGUUCUGCUCUUUAUUUACAUUGUGAGGGGAAGAUAGUAGUGACACAGCAAUUAGGCUCUAGCAGUAGUAGUAGGUACAUUUGUAACAAUUUAAACUUCUAAAAUUUAAAUUAAAUGUUUUUUUGUGUGUGUCCAUCAUGUCAUUGUCAAAUGUAAUGGACAUUCUCAACAUGUACAUUAAUUUCAAUAAAACA
This is a messenger RNA of Myxocyprinus asiaticus (Chinese sucker), 1489 nucleotides long. RefSeq names its product C-type mannose receptor 2-like. The record is from RefSeq and is a predicted model, not a curated record. Lineage: Eukaryota; Metazoa; Chordata; Actinopteri; Cypriniformes; Catostomidae. The coding region runs from base 79 to 1044 and encodes 321 amino acids. The transcript has 5 exons.